Messenger RNA from Epinephelus lanceolatus (giant grouper), 1932 nucleotides. Lineage: Eukaryota; Metazoa; Chordata; Actinopteri; Perciformes; Serranidae. The record is from RefSeq and is a predicted model, not a curated record.
GUCAAACCUCCGUCGGUAAAGAAGAGGAGCUGCUGCAACGGAAGGUUAAAUAAAGUAUGUGCUGUGUGUCCAGAUGAUGAAGAGUAAAGCAGACGAGGAAGACUACUGGAACAGCUCCAAGUUUAAAGCCUUCACCUUCGAUGAUGAAGAUGACGAGUUCAGCAGGUUAAAGGAGUCGCGGCAGGCGGUGAACAGCAUCCGGCGCCUGGUGGAGGAUGAGGAUGAUGAUGAUGAUGAUGAGGUGGUGAAGGUCAGCUGGAGCGGGGAACCUGUCGGGAGUAUCUCCUGGUCUGUCAGUGAGACAGCAGCGUCCAAUCAGAGGACAGACAGAGAGCCCGCCUUCCCCAAAAUCAGCACAGAGACAACGACGCUCAGCAAGAGUAACUCAGGGUACUCUCUGAGCUCUCUGUUCAAAGGAAAAACUAAAGGAGGGAACUUCCAGUCGUUCACUGACUCGUUCAGUGACUCGUCGGUUCGACUCUACGCUCCUGAACUCCGAAAACCCAAAUCUGAGUACAAGGAUUAUGUCAGUGAUUGGUCGCCUGAGGAGACAGUCCACAGGAUGCAGCAGGGAAAGGUUGUAUCUCUGGAGAAGUUUCGGUCUCUUCAGGACAAACUGCUGCUGCUGGAUUACGCCGUCAGCGCACACGAUGGAAACGUCAUCACUGCUGUGUUAAUUUAUUUGAAGAGGACUCUGAGUAAAGAGGUUUUGUUUCGGGAGCUGGAGUCCAGACAGACGGCUCUGAGACACUUCAUCCACUAUCUGACUGAAACCAAAGACCAGAGGCUGCUGCUGGAGCUGCUCAGAGCUCUGGGCAGGACAGAGGACGCAGCGCUGCUGCAGUACAAAGAACACCUGAGCAUUGCAGACGAAAACAAGAGGCGGGACUUCCUGAAGACCUGCAUCAGUCUUCCGUUUUCUCCGGAGGACUCUGCUCAUGUUCAGGAUCACUACACUCUGCUGGAGAGACAGAUCAUCAUCGAGGCAACUGACCGGCAGGCUGAGCGCGGAGGGAAGGUGGAAAUCUUCCAGAAGUUUCCUAGAAGAGCUUCGAUUCUCAACAUGCCGCUGAUCACCACCCUGUACUACUGCUGCUUCUAUCACUACACAGAGUCUGAGGGAACCUACAGCAGUCCACUGAACAUCCGUCAGACCUUUAAGCUUUCGGAGAAGCAGUACUUUGUGACGGCGUUGGCGGCGCGGGCGAAGCUGAAGGCGUGGUUGGACGUAGAUGCUCUAUUCACCAGCAGGAACUGGCUCGGCUUCACCAAGAAGAAGUCACCCCUCAGCUUCCAACGAGUUGUCGACAUCCUGCAGAAAAACUCCGCCCCCACACAGGUGCUGCAGGACUACGUGGCGCUGGUUGAUGAUGCGGAGCUGAGGAUCACUUUGGCUCAGAAACAUAAAUGUCACGACAUCGUCAUCAACACGUACCGGGACCUGAAGGACCGGCAGCAGUUGCUAGGAUACCGGGCGAAGGUGGAGAGAGGGUCGGCGGAGGAGAGGAAGAUUGAUGAGCUGCUCAACAACCAGGUGAGGAGGAGGAGUCAUCUUCAUCGUCUUCCUCCUGUGACCUGUCUCACGUCUUUUCUUCUUCUCUUUCAGCAAAUCCGGUGGAAGAACUGAACGUUUAACUAAAGAUUUUUACUUUGAAAGAAAAGAGGCUGUUUCCUGUGCGAAGAGAUGAGCCGUCACCGUGACAACAGGAACGUCCUGUCAGAUCACGCCCGCUUCAUCCUCAUUGGUCGCAGAGAGGAGUGUUCAGAUUGUCCCCGCCCACAGAACUCUGGGUGGGUGGGGUUUAUAUUUCUGCUGAGUCAUCUCAGAGCCAUCACAGAGUCAUUGGCGAGUCAGCGACAAGACAUCACAGAGUUAUUGCCGAGUCGUCGCUUCAACAUUCCUAAAACAAUAAAGUCAUUUAAAAAUGUGAA